AUGAAGAUUUUCUACAUCGGCAUCCUCAAAAACGAAAAUAAGCCAGCGCAUGAGUUAGCAGUCGAGAAAGAUCUGAGUAGCUUCUCACGAUUCACAAGAGACAACUAUGGCCAAUUCAUGAGCCUUUUCAGCAAGACCGUUGCUGAGCGCACAAAGCCGGGGCAGCGACAAGACGUUGAGGAACAAUCACACACAUUUCAUGCCUAUGGCCGAACAGAGGGCGUCGCAGGUAUUAUCAUCUCAGAUGCCGAGUAUCCAGCACUCGUAGCACAUCAGCUGCUUUCGAAAGUCGUUGAUGAAUUUCUCUCCCGCUAUCCCCGGAGUGCCUUCUCUAUGGCUGAACCACCAAAGCUUGACUUCCGGCCAUUGAAAGAGUACAUAACGAAAUACCAAGAUCCGCAACAAGCAGAUAGUAUACUCAAGAUACAGAAAGAGCUGGAUGAAACAAAGAUCGUAUUGCAUAAGACUAUCGAGUCUGUCCUAGAGCGUGGGGAGAAGAUUGAUAGUCUGGUGGAAAAGAGCGACGGGUUGAGUUCACAAAGCAAGAUGUUCUAUAAGCAAGCGAAAAAGCAGAAUUCAUGUUGUACUAUAAUGUAA
Molecule: messenger RNA, 597 nt
Organism: Bacidia gigantensis
Lineage: Eukaryota; Fungi; Ascomycota; Lecanoromycetes; Lecanorales; Ramalinaceae
Exons: 5
Coding region: 1-597 (198 amino acids)
Biological process (GO): endoplasmic reticulum to Golgi vesicle-mediated transport
Cellular component (GO): membrane; Golgi apparatus
Molecular function (GO): SNAP receptor activity
Source: RefSeq, a predicted model, not a curated record